Poecilia reticulata (guppy) is the source of this 978-nucleotide messenger RNA. RefSeq names its product olfactory receptor 2K2-like. Gene Ontology annotation, molecular function: olfactory receptor activity; G protein-coupled receptor activity; odorant binding. Gene Ontology annotation, biological process: detection of chemical stimulus involved in sensory perception of smell; G protein-coupled receptor signaling pathway. The record is from RefSeq and is a predicted model, not a curated record. Gene Ontology annotation, cellular component: membrane. NCBI's taxonomy places the organism in Eukaryota, Metazoa, Chordata, Actinopteri, Cyprinodontiformes, Poeciliidae.
GUUCAGCUUUGGAUGGAGAACCUAACAUUCACUCCUCUCAGGCAGCCGAUUGUGUUUGAACUGGAGGGCUUCGACGUUCCACCAGGACAUGGUCCUCUCUUGUUCUUCUUGGCCCUGUUUGCCUACAUGGUGGUGCUGCUGGGRAACGGWGUGGUGAUCUGUGUCRUCAUGACKGACCGCAACCUGCACAGACCCAUGUUUGUGAUGAUCUGCCACCUGGUGGUCUGUGACCUGCUGGGCGCCACGGCGGUGCUUCCCAGCCUCAUGAUGCACUUCUUGAUGGGGCAGAAGAAGAUCAGCUACUUCCCMGCUAUUGCUCAGGGUUUCUGUGUUCACACAUACGGCGUAGCAGUGCAGACCAUUCUGGGGGUGAUGGCUAUUGACAGGUAUGUGGCAGUGUGUGAACCUCUCAGGUAUCACUCCAUCAUGACUUCGGCUCGGCUGCACAGCUGCUGCGCUGUGGCCUGGAUCGUUGCUCUGCUGCUCAUCGCUGUGCUCUUCUCCUUCCACAUGAACGUCCCGCUGUGCGGCCAUCUAGUCCAACACGUCUACUGCAGCAACCGGGGCAUCCUGAACCUGGCCUGCAUUCCCACGCCUGCAAGCAACAUCUACGGUCUGGCCAUGUCCUGGUCUGUGAGCACCGGGGUGUUUGUCAUCAUUGCUUUUUCCUACAUCAGAAUCCUGAGUGUCUCCUUUAAACGRCGGAGAACUGACAGCAGGGUCCAUAAGAAGGCCCUGCAGACGUGUGUGCCUCAUCUCGUUGUGUAUGUGCUCUAUCAGAUAGCCUCAGUUAUCAUCAUUGUCAGUCUCAGGUUUCCCUCUGUCUCCCAGAACAUCAGGAAGUUCUUUAGCAUCCUCUUCAUCAUAGUUCCACCAGCUCUCAACGCCAUCAUCUACGGACUAGUCAGCAAAGACUUACGAUCAGGCAUUACAAAGCUUUUCUCCAUGCGAGUCAAGAGAGUGUGUCACAAGGAGUGA